AUGGAAGUCUGCGUAGAUGACAUGUUGGUAAAGACCAAGGAGGAGACCGACCUCUUGAGGGAUCUCUGGCAAGUCUUUAACAUCAUAAGGUUGCAUGGGAUGAGGCUUAACCCCGCAAAAUGCACAUUCGCGGUAGAGGCUGGAAAAUUUCUGGGAUUUAUGCUGACACAAAGAGGGAUCGAAGUGAACCCCGACAAGUGGAAAGCCAUUCUAGAAAUAAAAAGUCAGACUUGUCUAAGAGAGGUCCAACAACUAAACGGCCGACUUGCCGCCCUCUCUAGAUUCUUGGCGGGAUCAGCAUUGAGAUCCCUUCCACUGUUCUCUCUACUAAGGAAAGGAUGCCAGUUCGAAUGGACUUCAAAGUGCGAAGAAGCAUUCCAGGAGUUCAAAAGGUUCUUAAGUCAACCUCCAAUUCUGACCCGACCAAUAGUUGGGGAAGAGCUCGUCUUGUAUUUGUCCAUAGCAGACAAAGCUGUAGCAUCAGCUCUAAUACGGGAAGAUGAGGUCGGGCAGCAUCCUAUAUAUUUCACCAGCAAAGUCCUACAAGGUCCUGAGCUAAGGUACCAAAAACUGGAGAAGUUUGCGUACUCCUUAGUAGUAGCCUCACGCAGGCUACAGCCUUACUUUCAAGCUCACACCAUAAAGGUUCGAACGAACCAACCCAUGAAGCAAAUCCUUCAAAAGAUGGAUAUUGUGGGUAGAAUGGUUCAAUGGGCAAUAGAGCUCUCUGAGUUCGACCUAAAGUAUGAAACUCGGAUAGCUAUAAAGGCCCAAUGCCUCACCGACUUCAUAGCAGAAUAUGUAGGAGACCCAGAGGAAGAUGCCACUACAUGGGAGCUAUAUGUAGAUGGAUCCUCGAACAAGAUAGGAAGUGAUGCAGGACUAAAGCUGGCGGAAGAAGUCGGUGCGACAAAAGUAGUGAUAUUCAGCGACUCUCAAGUGGUGACCUCCCAAAUAAAUAGGGAGUAUCAAGCCAAAGACCCCAAUAUGAAAAGGUACUUAGACAAAACCUUGGAGCAUCUUAGGCGCUUUGAAGAAACCGAGAUUAAGCAUAUAACUCGGAACCUCAACAGCAGGGCAGACGCCCUCUCCAAGCUUGCAAGUACCAAACCAGGAGGGAACAACAGAAGCCUGAUCCAAAAAACACUCCCAGAACCCUCUGUGGCCAAAACAGAGGUCGCUCAAGAUGUCCUUGAAGUCACCGGACCAGACCUCGGAUGGAUGAAGCCUUUAGUCGAAUAUCUAAAAUCUGACAUCCUCCCUAAAGAGGAAAAAGAGGCCAAGAAGAUCCGGAGAAAAGUACAAAACUACACUCUGGUGAAAAAUAUCCUCUAUAAAAAGGGAAUAUCAACACCACUGCUAAAGUGUGUUCCGACCUCAAGGACAACCGAAGUAUUAGAAGAGGUUCAUAAUGGAGCCAGGUAUGGAGUACCUCACUCCAUCACCACUGAUAAUGGAACUCAGUUCACCGACUCAACCUUCAAAAACCUAGUGGCCAGUAUGAAGAUAAAAUAUCAGUUUAUGUCGGUGGAACAUCCACAAGCAAAUGGACAAGUCGAGACAGCAAAUAAGGUCAUACCGGCAGGACUGAAGAAAAGGUUGCAGGAUGCAAAGGGAGUCUGGGCCGAGGAGCUCCCACAAGUGCUUUGGGCUUAUCAGACUACAUCUCAAUUUGCCACAGGGGAAACACCCUUCCGACCUGCUUACGGCAUGGAAGCCAUGAUACCCGUAGAAAUCAACGAGCAAAGUCCAAGGGUGAGCUUCUACGAUGAGGUCGGAAAUGUACAAGAGCACAAAGAAGAACUUGAGCUACUCCCUGAAGUUCGAGAACAAGCCCAGAUAAGAGAGGCAGCGUUGAAACAAAGGAUGACAGACAGAUAUAACAAAAAGGUCAUUCGAAGAAGCUCCACCCCAGAGGACCUGGUCUUGACCAGAAAUGACAUAGGAGUCAACAAAUUUGGGGAUGGAAAGCUCGCUGCCAAUUGGAAAGGUCCAUACAAAAUUAGAGAGGUCUUAGAAAAAGGCUACUACAAAGUGGCCGACUUAAACGGCACCGAGCUACCUAGGUAG
Molecule: messenger RNA, 2070 nt
Organism: Arachis duranensis
Lineage: Eukaryota; Viridiplantae; Streptophyta; Magnoliopsida; Fabales; Fabaceae
Exons: 3
Coding region: 1-2070 (689 amino acids)
Biological process (GO): DNA integration
Molecular function (GO): nucleic acid binding; RNA-DNA hybrid ribonuclease activity
Source: RefSeq, a predicted model, not a curated record